AUGUUCGCCAAGUCCAUCCUCGCUACCGUCAGCCUUGCUGGCCUCGCCCUCGCCGGUGCCACCCCCAAGGCCGUCUGUGCCAGCAACCAGCAGAUUGUCUGCUCUGGUAACGGAAACGGAGGUCUGAUUACUCUUGGCAACGUCCUUCCCGGAGCUCUUGGUGACUCUUGCUCUGGCGGCGACGUCUACUGCUGCGACUCUUCCGCUAUCAACCAGGUCGGCCUCGUCAACCUCGACGUCAACGCCCAGUGCUCCCUCAACCACCUUCUGUAA
Molecule: messenger RNA, 273 nt
Organism: Penicillium diatomitis
Lineage: Eukaryota; Fungi; Ascomycota; Eurotiomycetes; Eurotiales; Aspergillaceae
Exons: 2
Coding region: 1-273 (90 amino acids)
Source: RefSeq, a predicted model, not a curated record